AUGACUGCAUCAUUUGUUAUCUUCUUAUCACAUAUCAUUUUUAUCACUUAUGCAACAUCAAAUCAACGAUAUUUUAAACCAAAUAUGCAAAAUAAUACGACAAUAACAAUAAGAAGAACAAUAACAACAACAGCAACAGCAAUAGCAAUAUUACAUAGUGAUAAUGGCAAUGUUAAUGGAACUAUUCAUUUUCAACAGGGCAAAAAUUCGACAACUAUUAGUGGUGAAAUCAAAGGUUUAACUCCCGGUUUGCAUGGUUUUCAUGUACAUCAAUACGGUGAUACUACAAACGGAUGCAUUUCUGCUGGUCCACAUUUCAAUCCCUACAAUAAAACACAUGGCGAUCCAACCGAUGAAAUGAGACAUGUUGGUGAUCUUGGAAAUAUUGUGGCUGGAGCUGAUGGCACUGCUCACAUUGAUAUUUCUGAUAAGCAUGUACAGUUACUCGGUCCCAAUUCAAUAAUUGGCCGUUCAAUUGUUGUGCAUGCUGAUCAAGACGAUCUCGGGAAAGGAGUUGGUAACAAGAAGGACGAAAGUCUUAAAACCGGUAAUGCUGGUGGCCGUGUUGCAUGUGGUAUUGUUGCCAUCAGUGCUUGA
This is a messenger RNA of Brugia malayi, 597 nucleotides long. RefSeq lists its product as uncharacterized. Gene Ontology annotation, biological process: removal of superoxide radicals. The transcript has 5 exons. Gene Ontology annotation, molecular function: copper ion binding; superoxide dismutase activity. Lineage: Eukaryota; Metazoa; Nematoda; Chromadorea; Rhabditida; Onchocercidae. The record is from RefSeq and is a predicted model, not a curated record. Bases 1 to 597 code for a protein of 198 amino acids.